Saccostrea echinata is the source of this 1021-nucleotide messenger RNA. RefSeq lists its product as uncharacterized. The transcript has 2 exons. The record is from RefSeq and is a predicted model, not a curated record. Bases 97 to 861 code for a protein of 254 amino acids. NCBI's taxonomy places the organism in Eukaryota, Metazoa, Mollusca, Bivalvia, Ostreida, Ostreidae.
UUCCCGGAGGUCGUGGGUUAUACAGUCAAACAACUUCCCUGAGUCUCCAAAAACACUUGAUACUGGCUUAAACAACAACAAACAAGCAAUAGCAACAUGGCAAAUGUUCUGGAUCUUGAGGACAUUGUCAAAACUUGGGCCUGGACGAAUUUCCUGAAGGUUCGCUCCAAAGAAAAUAGCAAGCUCCGUCUGGAGGAUGUACAGAUGAACGUCAACUGGUCACGUGUUCGAUUCGUCACGGAGAAGCCGGAGUACGAAGACAAAGUAAUGGUGGAUGUUCCCAAAGCUCAAGUUGUGUUCAGAUCAACAUAUCACAACAACACAGAGAACGAACAAGAGCAUUCCUUCCAAACCGAGAGAACAACAUCUUGUGUAAGUACAACGAGCAUAGAGAAAGGAUUUACCAAGGGAUUUAAUGUGGAACUGAAGCUAGGACUUCCGGAGGAAGUGGCCGAGAUUACAGCGGGAUUUGGAAGAGAAGUGAAUAUGCAAACAGGAUUUGAGGAUACAUGUGAAAAUUCCCUGACCUGGGCUGUAAAUAGCACAAUUAAGGUCAAGGGUAACCAUUCCGCGACGGCGGAUCUUGUGGUGCGGGAAAAUGAUUUUAGUGCCAAGUAUAAAAUGUUAGUGAAAAUUCGGGGAAUUGUGAUUGUGUCUUUAACGAAUUUAAAAGACAAUAAUUCGUUUAUUCAGUCCUUUGAAGGUGAUUUUUCCCAGAUAAUGAAAGACGAGCAAAAGAAAGGCACGACUGGGUUUACUAUAGAAGAGAGAACUGUGAACUGGCUUAUUGAGGGUACUUGUAGCUUCCGAUUCGGGGUGGAGCAACAAAUUAAACUCAAAGAGGAACCGCUUAACAACUAAAUGAUGAAGGGGAGAGUCUCUGUGGAGGAGACAUAAGACUGGACAUAUUUAUUCUCCGUGAAAGGUUGAUAAAUAGGCUUAAUCGCCGGUAUCUAUUUAAUAUGAUUGAUUAUGUACACACCAUUUAGUCAUGUAUACUUGAUAAACGAAAUUCCUGAAA